Molecule: messenger RNA, 277 nt
Organism: Phytomonas sp. Hart1
Lineage: Eukaryota; Euglenozoa; Kinetoplastea; Trypanosomatida; Trypanosomatidae
Source: the annotation of a GenBank genome assembly
GGAAGAUCAAAAUGGGCAAAGUCCACGGCUCACUCGCUCGCGCCGGUAAGGUCCGGAACCAGACCCCCAAGGUUGCCAAACAAGAUAAGAAUAAGGCUCCUCGCGGUCGCGCACUUAAACGUCUGAAGUACACCAAACGCUUCCUUUCCAAAACCUUGAAGGUUGGCGAGAAGCUGCAGAUGAACAAACAGCCACCGGGUAAAGCCGGUUAGGGCAGUUUAAUCUUCCGAUAUAUUUGGGAUUAUUUGUUUUUUUUCGGUGAUUUGCCACAUUUAUA